Daucus carota subsp. sativus is the source of this 2226-nucleotide messenger RNA. RefSeq lists its product as hypothetical. Bases 1131 to 1691 code for a protein of 186 amino acids. The transcript has 5 exons. The record is from RefSeq and is a predicted model, not a curated record. Lineage: Eukaryota; Viridiplantae; Streptophyta; Magnoliopsida; Apiales; Apiaceae.
UUACUGUGCAGUCAAGAUAGAGCUAACGAAGAAGAACAAGAACUCUGAUUGAAAAAACAUGAGUGUCAGUGGAGAAGAGAGUAUAAGCAACUUAAUGAAGAAGAAGGGGUUGGGCUGGAUUGAAUGGUUAAGAGGAUGGUUUAAUGUGAUUUAUGAGAUGUUGUUUGAGAGAAUCAUGGCUAGUCAUCUUGAGAAUCCGAUUCCUCUUCCUCUUCUCCCCAAAGAUUUCACUUGUAUUAUCACUGCAUCUACUAGUGGAAUUGACCGUGAAAUUGCCAGAUCUUGACGGCAGCCACCUUAUUAAAACGCGGAGGAAAAGUCCAGCCAUCAAUCUGUAAUUUUUGAAUUCCAGCCAAUAUUUUGUAAAAUUUGGAAAACUACAGCCAUCAUUCUCCGCAUCACCGGCUACAAGGACAACCCAGCACUUGCAAGCUGUAAUUCUUUUCAUUUUUUUAAGAAUUCAAUUUUCAAAUUUCAAAUUAGUGUCUACAUUAGUGAUGAUUAAAUCUUUAUGUUCUUCCUCCUAAUUACAUUCAACAAAUACCAUGGUCUCCAUUAACUCCUGACAACCAUUCAUUCCUUUGUCUCCAUUCACUCCUGAUAACUAUGGUAUCCUCAAAUUAUUAUGUUUUCCUAAUUACAUUCAACAAAUACCAUGGUCUCCAUUAACUCCUGACAACCAUUCAUUCCUUUGUCUCCAUUCACUCCUGAUAACUAUGGUAUCCUCAAAUUAUUAUGUUUUCGAUUGCAAUGAUAGGCUUUACUAUGUAUUCAAACCAAGUCUCACAUGUAUACCUCAUGCAGCUUCGUCAUGCCCAACACAAGCAAGUCUCGAGACUUUUAAUCAAUGCAACAGCUAUUUAUCAUAUGAAGGUUUACAUUCCUGUAGUAGAGCACUUUGUUUAAUGACUAUUUUUAUUUGAUUCUAAAGUAUACAAAUUUGUCUGUUUGUAAGGCUUUAAGAAGAGGUUUAGUUACUAGGUUCUCACAAAAUGGCAACUCUACAACAAGAACUCCGUUGUCUAAUAUUACUAACAUUGUUGAAAACGAAACAAUUAGUCGCACAAGGUCUAAAUCUCGAAUGAGUAGGAUUAAGUUUGGAGGCACCACAAGAGGCCUUUUUCACAGAUAUGUCAUCUCAAAAUCUUCAAAAAAACAAAUAUCAGGCAGACGAUGACAUUGAGUAUUCUAUUGUUCAAGAUCCUGAGUUUUCUGAUGAAUUUGGCAGUGACUACUUAGUUGGUUAUUCCAGCACUGAUGAAAACUACAACCCUUCAAUGGAUGUAGAAUCUGAAAGUGAUGUUGUAGAGCAAAGACAAUUAAAGGCUUCCAAAGUUAUACCAAAGGAAUAUGUUAGCCUUGGUAGUCCCGAAUGUAUAUGUUCAAAAUGCAAUGCGCGCCUUUGGAAAGUUGAACGCACAAAUAAGAAUGUUACCAAAGGAAUUCUAUUAUUCUCAAUAUGCUGUAAAAAGGGUGAUCUUAGGCUUCCCCCUACUCCUCCAACUCCCGAGUACUUGCUGCAAUUGUAUAAUAACAAAGAAACCGCAGCUGACUUUCAGCGUAGCAUCUGGUUAUACAAUAUCAUGUUUUCUUUUACGUCAACUGGUGGAAAUGUUGACAACUCUAUACACAAUGGCAGAGGUCCUUAUAUUUAUAGAUUGAACGGACAGAAUCAUCAUGUCUUUAGGUAGUUAAUAUCGGAUGAUGGCCAACGACCAAAGUAUUGCCAACUCUACAUUUACGACAUCGUAAAUGAAGUGAAUAAUAGGCUACGUUGGGUCAAUGUUGAAGAUCAAAAAACUGUUAAUAAAGAUGUGAUUCAAGGACUCAUACAAAUGUUCGAUCCGACCAAUGAAUUGGUGGAUAAGUUUCGUACGACACGAGAUCGAUUAGAACAGUGUGACUUUGUUGGUUUAAAGGUGGAACUUAAAGUAUGUAAAUCACAAAGUGGUAGAGAGAAUCAUAUAUCAUCUUCUGAUGAGGUUGUUGGAAUCAUGGUUGGUACAAGCGAUAAUACAAGUCCUGAUCGUGAUAUUAUAGUUGAGCCAAAAUUUGGCGGCUUGCAAACAAUAUCAUAUAAUCAUCCAAAAUAGAUGGCUCUGCAAUACCCUCUCCUUUUUCGAAAUGGCGAGGGCGAUUACCACAAUAGAAUACUUUUCAGAGUGUAGAUGAAGGUUCUAUUAAAGAAUUUGAUAUGAUAUCAAUGAAAGACUAUUACUCUUACAG